AUGCCCAAGGCACAGGAUCGGUUGGUAUGGAUCGAUUGUGAGAUGACCGGCUUAGACCUUUCUAAAGAGCAAAUCAUUGAGAUUGCUUGUAUUAUUACCGAUAAAAAUCUUGAACCUCUUGAUGAAGGAAUUAGUUAUGUAAUUGGAGUUGAGAAAAACAUUUUGGAUCAAAUGGGUGAAUGGUGUACAGUGCAGCAUGGCAAGUCUGGACUUACUGAAGAAUGCUUAAAAUCUAAAUUUAGUUUAAAACAAGUUGAUCAACUUGUUCGAGAUUAUAUUGAACGACAUAUACCUAAUUCUCGAGGUCAAGCUGUUAUAGCUGGAAACUCGGUUUAUGCAGAUAAAGCUUUUCUGUUGAAGAAAAUUUCGAAUUUUUUUAUUAUGAUUUGGAAUGUCAAACAGGAGAAAGAUAUGCCAAUUACAGCAGAAUAUUUACAUUAUCGAAUUGUAGAUGUUAGUUCGAUUAAAGAGUUGGCUAGAAGAUGGAAUCAUGAUGUGUUUUUAAAAUCAAAAGAUACUUCUACACCUUCAGCUCAUCGUGCACUUGACGAUAUACGUGAUUCUAUAAAAGUUAUCUCUAUUUGA
Melampsora larici-populina 98AG31 is the source of this 585-nucleotide messenger RNA. RefSeq lists its product as uncharacterized. The record is from RefSeq and is a predicted model, not a curated record. The coding region runs from base 1 to 585 and encodes 194 amino acids. Gene Ontology annotation, molecular function: 3'-5'-RNA exonuclease activity; nucleic acid binding. NCBI's taxonomy places the organism in Eukaryota, Fungi, Basidiomycota, Pucciniomycetes, Pucciniales, Melampsoraceae. The transcript has 9 exons. Gene Ontology annotation, cellular component: mitochondrion.